Messenger RNA from Bombus pyrosoma, 2215 nucleotides. RefSeq names its product helix-loop-helix protein 1-like. The transcript has 4 exons. Lineage: Eukaryota; Metazoa; Arthropoda; Insecta; Hymenoptera; Apidae. Gene Ontology annotation, molecular function: DNA-binding transcription factor activity, RNA polymerase II-specific; RNA polymerase II cis-regulatory region sequence-specific DNA binding; protein dimerization activity. The record is from RefSeq and is a predicted model, not a curated record. The coding region runs from base 487 to 768 and encodes 93 amino acids. Gene Ontology annotation, biological process: regulation of transcription by RNA polymerase II.
CAGAAAUCUUAUCAGAGACAUCGUCUAUCUCGUCGAGUAAUCGUGUUUGACUGAUUCACAGGGUGAAAGGUAUUUUUAUGCUUGGAUGUUUUUGUAAGAAAAAAGGUUUUGAAGAUACAAAGCAUUGAAUACAGUGGUGUGAUAUGUUUUUGAAGUAUGUAAAGAAAUUGAUAAUCUGUGAGUGACGGUGGUCAGUUGAAGUCUCAAAUAAUACAGGUAGGGAAGACAGUAAUUUUUCGACGUUAAUUAUCGGCGAAGGAAAAAUGAAUUAUUUUAAAAAAUUGGAAGACUUAUCGAAGACGGGAAUAGAAACUGUGCAGUGAUCGUUUGGUUUAAAGCACGAAAAUGGAUGCUUCACUGGCAAUAUCCGUUCUCAAUAAUUCGAGUCUUUAUCCGCGAAGAAAUUGAAUGUUAAUUUAUUAAGGAGAAGGAAGAAGAAAGGAAAAUUAUCUUUCUUCUCGCAAAUUCCUAUUGAUCGAAGGCAAAAUGGCGAAUGGCGGUCACGGUGUGGUUGUAAACGGGGUUGGUGCACCUGGUGCUGGCACCCUUUCGAGGGAAGAAAGACGUCGACGCAGAAGAGCGACGCAAAAAUAUCGAACUGCACACGCCACGAGGGAAAGGGUUCGAGUAGAAGCUUUCAAUUUAGCCUUCGCAGAGCUUCGGAAGCUUCUGCCAACUUUGCCACCGGACAAGAAACUCUCGAAGAUCGAGAUCCUACGACUGGCCAUCUGCUAUAUCGCCUACUUGAAUCACGUCCUCGAGGCUUGAACCGACCAGGAGUCACUCUAUUUUUGCAAAACCUAAUCCUGUGUCAUCCGGCAUGACACUUCAAUCACGGCAGAAGAAAGUAUAAACCUUCCCAGUUUUAAUAUUUUAUUAAUAUACAUAUACGUAACUCGAUCUUUUGUAGAUAAUCGAAUUGAUAGGAACUUGUAACAAUUAAUCUUAUUAAUGCGAUAUUUAUGCUGCAAAUGUAUAUUAAAUUAAUACGAAUCGCUUUAUCACUCUUCUUAAAUACCACGAAAAGAUUGCGAUUAAGAAACACUCUCAUAGAAGCUGUGUUUAUCGUGAAAUAUUUUAUACAUUUUGGAUAUUCCAAUCUCGUUUCUUAAUUUCCCACGUAAAAUGAAAAUAACCAGGCAUUUCUGUUAAAGCGUUAAUAAGACUUUGUUAAAUGAUAUUAAUAUUUUGUUGACUGACCGUUUUAUAUAAAAUCUAACAAUUUAAUUUUAUGCAUGAAAACACGACGAAUUUUUCUCGUGACCGAUCAACAAUGCGUUAAAAAGCGAUCAUCUCAAAUUUAUAGAACUAAUUUCUCGUAAAGAAGAACCUGUUCCAUGAUAAUUCCUAUCACUGUCAUAGUAUUUCAAUCGUUUCGAGUGUCGCAUACUCGAAGGAUAUUCAAGUGCAACUAUUCGAAAUUGCCCGGAAGAAUGACCGAAACUCUUAAAUCAAUCUCGUUCCGUGAAUUAGCCCGAUUCCCGAGGGAUCUUCACGCCCCACGAGUCCACGUAUCCUAAAUUCUCCGUUCUGUUCGCAUAGUCGUACAAUCGAACUCACCGAACCUCCCUAUUUACCGACCAUCAUCGAACGAAACAGACUUUUCGACUGUAACACAACGAGGCGAGCUGUAACUUCACGGCUCGUCGAUUUCGCUUCUCGUUUCCAUCUUUUUUUCUGCAAUCCAUUUCCACGAAAUUCGACGUGAGAAUAAUGGGAGUGGAAUUUUUAUGGAGUUUUGCUUGGUCAAAGUGCAUUAUGAUAAUGAAUCGCACUCGAUUUUCUUUGCGAGGGAAGGAUCUCUCACAAGGUACAAUGUUAACUUUCUGUUUUCGUAUAUUAGUAUAUCCUUAGGUUGCUGUGUUCAUCGUUAAGAGAAUAAUUAAAUAAGGAUAAUAAAUAAUCAGGCGAGGCAACGAAGAUGAUAAAAUAAAACGAUCGUAAAAAGACGUUGAACCUUAGAGGUUGAUCAGAACACGUAUCGGUUGUCUCGUGAGAAAUGAGAUAAAAAUAAGAAAUAUUCCAUUAUCCAUUAUGGUUCUCUUUUACUUGUGUUAGUCUUAAACGAAGCUCUACAAAUUUCAUUUUUGCUUUCUCACGAAUUUCAUGCGAAAAAGUUUCUUUACCUCGGCGCUUUCGCCACGACAUCCUCGGAACUGAGAACGCUUUUGCUACACAAGUUGAAACAAUUUCUGUUAGUAAGGAAAAAAUAUAC